This is a messenger RNA of Suillus bovinus, 4334 nucleotides long. Its product is annotated as CHAT domain-containing protein. Bases 403 to 4149 code for a protein of 1248 amino acids. NCBI's taxonomy places the organism in Eukaryota, Fungi, Basidiomycota, Agaricomycetes, Boletales, Suillaceae. Gene Ontology annotation, molecular function: protein binding. The record is from RefSeq and is a predicted model, not a curated record. The transcript is spliced from 7 exons.
CCUGAUGGGCCUCUCAGACACUUUCUUGAUUCCACUGAUUGCGGCACUCAUUACAACGAAACAAGACAUGUACAAUCAGUUCCGUGCCUUCAAGUUCUCGCGCAACAUAUUGUCCAAUAUGCGAAUCUCUACGAAAGUGUGGAAUGCCCUGUCUCGUGUCGGUUGCUUAAAGCCUGGAUCAUCGUGCCGUUAGACUGCUGUACAGAUCUGAUGGCACAUUGUAAAUGAGGCUAUGAGAGCCCCCAUAUUUUGCAAGUCGCUUAUGUCCUGUUGACUCAUCGGCGCUGCCAAGGCUUGAUACCAUGUGCAUGCUUCCUUGUCAAUCCUUCAAAACUUUACAGGCACUGCAUUGUUUCGUGACCAGCGUUCAUUUCGAUACAUCCAUCAGCCAUCAUUUUCACGAUGGCUCAUCGUCGGCGUGUCUCUUCAACCUCAUCAGAAUCAGGCUUUUCUUCAGCGUCGUCGCUUAGAACUUUCCCAACUCCUCCAGUAGAGAUAUCCGCUUCCAGCACCGAGCCCUUGAAAGGGGGAAGACAUAAGUGUAAGUUGUCAGGCAGCGAUAAUGACAACAAGACGAAGAGUUCUAAAUGUCUACAAUCGCAAAAACAAGAUAAUGAGGAGCCGAACUACCCAGACCACACCCAGGACCCGGCAGGGAUGCACCUCAGUGGAGUGCAACAAAUCAUCACUGCCAUUUGCGCGACUGAUCUCACUCUUGGCCUCCGACGGAUCCCUGCUGGCUUCCAUGCAGUGAUCAAGGCCGACGGCGUUGAAUACCAGACAAGCAAUAUAUCUGUAAACGUAGACCAGGCUGCCAUCGAAUGGCACGAGCGCAUUCUUUUGCCGUGCGAGCCAUGUUCUAAAGUCCGGGUCAGCGUCUAUGCCUCAUUCGAAUUGGGUCCCAUGCUCUGUCACGGAGAGCUCCUCCGCACGUUCGAGAUCUCGGUCGGAGAAUUACUGGAUCGCAGCGAAAAAUCGCAUCCCAUAAUGUUUCAGCCAAAGCAGCAGGAAACCGUAUCCGCUUGUACUUCACUACUCUUCACAGUGGAGCAGCAACUUUCUGAUCAAACCGAUGCCGCAAUUCUUUGCCCCCCUACUACUCCUACAUACCACAAUAUGGAUGCAUUAGCGCUGGGGACAGAUGCCGGAUAUCGUCUUCUCGCACGAUACCGUAGAACCCAGAACAGCAGGGAUCUCGAGCAAUGCAUAAAACACUUUGAACAUGCCUCAGAUCUCUGCCCCGUGGAUCAUCCCUGCCGCCCUGCAGUGCUGUUCAAUCUCGCCACCGCAAAGUUUGCCAGUUGCCAAGCUGAGGGAAGAUGCCUCGACCUCGACAUCCCUAUCUCUCUGUUUCAAGGAGCCCUCGACUUGCGUCCCACCGGUCAUCCUGAUCGAACGGUCACCCAGCUGCAUCUUGCCGUUGCUCUGCUCUGGCGCUUCGCAAAACGGAGAGUUCAAACGGAUGCUGAUGCAGCCAAAAAGUUACUGGGCGAAGUCGUCGGUGUCUGCCAACCUAACAGCCACAUUUACAGAGCGGCUGCGAUUGCAAUGGAAACAUGCGCUCUACAUUCUGCUAGAGGCAUUAAUGCAAAUGAUCUUGGGCAGGAGUGGCACGCCCCAUCCAUACUUCCGUUAUCGCCGGAUCAACUUGCUAAACAAGCACAGAGGUGUUUGGAGAGAGAUGAACCUAGUGCCUUAGAUGAAGUAAUAUCCCUUCAUGAUGAUGCACUGGGAUACUACAGCACCGGGCAUGCUUGCCGAGGGCACUUGCUAGGUAAUCUAGCUAUGAUGCUACAGACUCGUUUCGAGCGUCGAGGCAAUGACAAAGACUUGGAUCAAGCUAUCGCACUUCAGUCGGAGAUGCUGGCUUUGUGCCCAGUCGGUCACACAGAUCGGUCCCAGUCAUUAAACAACCUCGCGAAUCAUCUCUCCUUCCGCUUUCACCACCGAUCCAACGGCGAAGACUUGGAUGAGGCUAUCACACUUCAGAAGGAAGCGCUGGCUUUGCGCCCGGUCGGUCACACAAAUCGGUUCAUUUCAUUAAACAACCUCGCGAAUCAACUCUCCUUCCGCUUUGACCACCGAGGCAAUGGCGAAGACUUGGAUGAGGCUAUCGCACUUCACAGAGAAGCGCUGGCUUUGCGCCCAGUCGGUCACCCAGAUCGGUCCAUGUCAUUGAACAACCUCGCGAAUCAUCUCUCUUCCCGCUUUGACCAUCGAUCCAACGGCGAAGACUUGGAUGAGGCUAUCACACUUCAGAAGGAAGCGCUGGCUUUGCGCCCGGUUGGUCACACAGAUUGGUCCAUGUUAUUGAACAACCUCGCGACUCAACUCCACUCCCGCUUUCACCACCGAGGCAACGGCGAAGACUUAGACGAGUCACGAGAGAACUUACUCUGUGCAUUGACGUUGUUGAGGCAGCAUGAUCCUCGUCAAUUGAUGGUCCAUGAGUCUAUAGCUAAGGUAUAUCUAUCAUUCCAUCGUUCAGAAUUUCACGGCACCGGCCCUGGCGAAAAUACAGAUAGUCUGAAUGCUGCCAUGCAUCACUUCAAGGCAGCAGCAAAUAUUGUCUCUGCAGGCUUUCUAUCCCGCCUGCGGGCAAGUCUACGUUGGGUGCUCCAUGCUGGUCAACAUCUACAUGGUACUCAACUGGAGGCUUAUGCGACUUCCAUGCAACUUCUGGACGCUUACAUGUCUGUGACGGCCUCCGUAUCAUCUCGUCAUAAUAUCAUGAAGGAAUUCCCAAGUAUAAUUGUCGUGGAUACUGCAUCGUGUGCUCUUCAUAGUGGUGACGUGGGUCGCGCUGUUGAGCUGUUGGAGCAGGGCAGAACUAUCAUCUGGAACCAGAUGACUCGACUCCGCACGCCUCUCGACGGGCUCCAGACUUACGACGAUCAUGCAGUGACUCUGAUGAAGAGAUUCUCAGACCUCAGCUCCCUCCUUGAUAAACCUCCUGCAAGCCAUCCAGAAGGGGCCCCAAAGGUCGAUGUGGAAGCAGAAGCCACCCGGUACAGACGUCUAGUGGAGGACUGGAAUGGAACUGUGGAAGAGAUCAGGAAGAUCGAGGGCUUCUCUCGCUUCCUGCUUCCCCCUUUGUUCUCCGAUCUUCAAGAUGCAGCUCGUGAUGGGCCCAUCAUCAUGCUCAUCGCAAGCAAAUCGUCUUGCGAUGCCAUUAUUAUCCCGCACAAGCAACCUCCCACCAGCAUCCAGCUCCCUACCGAUAUUCAGAAACUCAUCAAAUUAGUAAACACAUUCCAAGAGGCAGUUGACAAAGAGACUGGGCAUCAACAAGCGCUGACGGGAGCUUUGAACGAGUUGUGGAACAAUGUCGUCGGCCCAGUGGUCGAGAAUUUGGGCGGAUUGGUACGACUAGGUUCCCGAAUAUGGUGGUGCCCAACGUCUCUCUUCAGUUUCUUGCCGUUGCAUGCUGCUGGCGAGUACAGAGAGAGGGGAAAGUUUCUUUCGCAGCUGUAUAUCUCUUCAUACACCCCAUCUCUCACCGCGCUGAUCAAGGCUCGCGCAAGUCGUGACAGACCCACGUCGAUGCCCUUCGUCGUCAUUGGUCAGAACUUCCCAGCCGGUGCCUCUUUCACUUUGGAUGCUGUGGAGCCUGAGCUGGAAUUGGUGCGGAAACUUUUGCCUCCUCCCCCAACUGUCUCCUUCUCCAAGAUAACCAGUGUUGAUGCCACGAAAUCGAGAGCAUUGUGCGCAUUGCGCGAAAAUACUUGGUUCCAUCUCGCAUGUCAUGGGACACAGAGAUUUGACGAACCCUUCAAGUCGGCCUUUCUUAUGCGCGACCAGCCUCUUUCGCUCCUCGAUAUUGCACAAAUGGAUCUGUCUCAGCAUCAUUUUGCCUUUCUUUCUGCCUGUGAAACCGCCGUCGGUGACUUCAGUACGCCCGACGAAGUGAUACACCUAGCGGCUGGCCUGCAAUUUGCUGGGGUUAGGAGUGUCGUCGGGACGUUGUGGAAGGUCAACGAUGAUACUGUGCAGCGCUUAGUCAAGGCAUUCUAUGAAAGGUUUUGCAAGGGUGGCACAAUGAAUCCCAAACGAGCUGCCCAAGCGCUGCACGGAGCGGUCCAGUCGUUGGCUAGUGACGUAAACAUACCCUUGGCCCAGCGCAUAGUGUUCGUGCAUAUUGGCAUAUGAUCAAUUUCGUGCGUCCUCCCACCUUGUUGAUGAAAGCAUUCUUGAGACAAUCUGACGACUUGGCAUCUAGUCAUAGCCACGCGCAGCCUAUUGCCAAGGACUUCGAUUUUCGGACUUUGAGAUUGUAUACCUACACGAUAUGUACACCCAAUUUUGAGUUGAAUCUCGUAUUUUCCAGUUUGUUG